Molecule: messenger RNA, 315 nt
Organism: Lodderomyces theae
Lineage: Eukaryota; Fungi; Ascomycota; Pichiomycetes; Serinales; Debaryomycetaceae
Gene: TTR1
Product: dithiol glutaredoxin
Exons: 1
Coding region: 1-315 (104 amino acids)
Biological process (GO): cellular response to oxidative stress
Cellular component (GO): cytoplasm; nucleus
Molecular function (GO): glutathione disulfide oxidoreductase activity
Source: RefSeq, a predicted model, not a curated record
AUGGUUUCCGCUCAAACUAAACAAAAGGUUGAAAAAUUGAUCAAAGAAAAGCCAAUCUUUAUCGCUUCAAAGUCUUACUGCCCAUACUGUGCGCAAACCAAAAAGACAAUUGAGGCUCUUACCAAGGAUGCUUACAUUAUUGAAUUAGAUGAAGAAGCUGACGGUAGUGAAAUUCAAGAAGCCUUGGCUGAAUUGACUGGUCAAAAGACCGUGCCAAAUGUCUUUAUUGGUGGACAACACAUUGGUGGUAACUCCGAUGUCCAACAAUUGAAAUCCGCUGAUCAAUUGGAGCCAAAGAUCAAGGCUGCUUUAUAA